AACUCAUUCCCGGUUAACCAGGCCCCACUUCUCCACGUAAAACAAGAAAUAAUAUUAAUUAAUUUUGCGAAAAAAACCCUUCAAAAGAAAAAUUAAAAAGAACCCUGAAAUUUUUUGUUUCAGAGCGAAAUAUUGUUGGAAAUGAGAAAGGAAAUGUGAAAUAUAAGAGCGAAGAAAGAAAUUAGAGAAGAAAAUCAAAACGAGGGUUUACUCAUUGUUGAUCUGAUUGGUUGCGGAGAAAAUGAGUGCAGGAGGAGGAUGGGAGAAGGUAAAAUCAUCAUCAAGAUCAUUUGAUUUAGGAGGAGGAAAUGGUGGUGGUGGUAUUGUUAUUGGAAGAGAAAGAUUAAGAAGUAUAGAUUUAAGUGAUCAUUCUUCAUCUCCAUCUCCUAAUUCUGCUGGUUCUUCUGCUCCUGUUAUUCCUCCUACAAGAACCGUUACUCUUGGUCGGGUUCAACCUCAACAUCCUGCUCACCGUUCCAUUGUUUGUAAUGAUCGUGAAGCUAAUUUCCCUGUUCGUUUUAAGGGGAAUGAUAUAUCAACAACGAAAUAUAAUGUAUUGACAUUUUUACCGAAAGGAUUGUUUGAACAGUUCAGGAGGGUUGCUAAUCUUUACUUUCUUAUGAUAUCAAUAUUAUCUACGACACCAAUCAGUCCCGUGAGUCCGAUAACAAAUGUGGUUCCACUGAGUCUAGUGCUUUUUGCUUCUCUUGUCAAGGAGGCAUGGGAAGACUGGAAACGACUGCACAAUGAUAAGGCGAUAAAUAAAACAGCUAUAGAUGUGUUGCAAGAUAAGGAUUGGGAAACUAUUUCUUGGAAGCAGCUACAAGUUGGAGACAUUGUUAGAGUUAAGCAGGAUAGCAACUUCCCUGCUGAUCUUCUGUUCCUUGCUAGUACGAAUCCAGAUGGUGUCUGUUAUAUUGAGACGUCGAAUCUUGAUGGUGAGACAAAUUUGAAGAUUAGAAAAGCGUUGGAAAAAACUUGGGAUUACUUAACUCCUGAUAUGAUCUCUGAAUUUAAAGGGGAAGUACAAUGUGAGCAACCAAAUAACUCACUGUACACUUUCACUGGGAAUCUAAUGACCCAAAAUCAAACACUACCUCUUUCCCCGAAUCAACUUCUUUUACGGGGCUGCAGUCUACGAAAUACAGAGUACAUAGUUGGAGUUGUAAUAUUUACGGGACAUGAAACCAAGGUCAUGAUGAAUUCUAUGAAUGUCCCUUCCAAAAGGAGUACUUUAGAGAGGAAACUUGACAAACUGAUUCUCACUCUCUUUGGUGCUCUCUUUUGUAUGUGUUUCAUUGGAGCUAUUGGCAGUGGUGUAUUCAUAGAUCGCAAAUACUAUUACUUAGGUCUUGAAAAAGGCGUUGAAGAUCAGUUUAACCCUAGAAACAGAUUCCUGGUUACUAUAUUAACCAUGUUUACACUAAUAACAUUGUACUCGACAAUUAUUCCUAUUUCUCUUUAUGUCUCCAUCGAGAUGAUCAAAUUUAUUCAGUCAACUCAGUAUAUCAAUAAGGAUUUAUGUAUGUAUCAUGCGGAAACCAACACCCCUGCACUAGCUCGGACGUCUAACCUUAAUGAGGAGCUUGGCCAGAUAGAAUAUAUCUUUUCUGACAAAACAGGAACUUUAACAAGAAACCUGAUGGAAUUCUUUAAGUGCUCUAUUGGAGGAGAGUCCUACGGACAUGGUGUCACUGAAAUAGAUCUAGGUGCAGUGCAGCGGAAUGGCAUACAAUUAGGAGAGAUACCAAAGUCGACUUCUGCUGAACAUGAGAAAGGUUUCAACUUCGACGAUGCUAGGCUAAUGCGUGGGGCUUGGAGAAAUGAGCCUAACCCUGAUGCCUGUAAGGAAUUCUUCAGAUGCCUUGCAAUCUGUCAUACUGUUCUCCCUGAAGGUGAUGAAUCCCCAGAGAAAAUCAGAUAUCAGGCUGCAUCACCAGAUGAGUCUGCUCUCGUUAUCGCCUCAAAAAACUUUGGCUUCUUCUUUUACCGGCGAACACCGACAGCCAUCAUGGUUCGUGAAUCGCAUGUUGAGAAGAUUGGUGACAUCCAAGAUGUAUCCUACGAAAUUUUAAAUGUUCUGGAGUUCAAUAGUACAAGGAAGCGUCAGUCCGUCAUAUGUCGUUAUCCAGAAGGAAGGCUCGUUUUGUACUGCAAGGGUGCUGAUACUGUCAUCUACGAGAGAUUGACAGAUGGGAAUAAUGACAUAAAGAACUUAACUAGGGAACACAUGGAGCAGUAUGGCUCUUCAGGUUUACGUACACUUUGCCUUGCCUACAGGGAUUUGAGUGUUGAAUUUUAUGAUAGCUGGAAUGAGAAAUUCCUCAAAGCUAAAUCCUCUUUACGAGACCGUGAAAAAAAGUUGGACGAGGUGGCAGAACUUAUAGAAAAGGAGCUUAUUCUGAUUGGGUGCACAGCGAUAGAAGACAAACUUCAAGAAGGAGUUCCGGUUUGUAUAGAGACUUUAGCUAGAGCUGGAAUCAAGAUCUGGGUUCUGACAGGGGACAAGAUGGAAACUGCAAUAAAUAUUGCUUAUGCAUGCAGCCUCAUCAACAAUGGCAUGAAGCAGUUCAUCAUAAGUUCGGAAACUGAUGCUAUUAGGGAGGUAGAAGAUAAGGGCGACCCAGUGGAGACUGCAAGGUUCAUUAGAGAGACAGUGAGACAACAGUUGAACAAAUGUUUAGAGGAAGCACAACAUUCACUUCGUACAGUCUCUGGACCCAAACUAGCACUAGUAAUUGAUGGUAAAUGUUUGAUGUAUGCACUAGACCCUGAUUUGCGAGGAAAUUUGCUCAACCUAAGCUUGAAUUGUACCUCUGUCGUCUGCUGCCGAGUAUCUCCCCUGCAAAAAGCUCAGGUGACUAGCCUGGUCAAGAAAGGUGCGCGAAAGAUAACGCUCAGCAUCGGCGAUGGAGCCAAUGAUGUGAGCAUGAUUCAAGCUGCUCAUGUUGGCGUCGGCAUAAGUGGAUUAGAAGGAAUGCAAGCAGUCAUGGCUAGUGAUUUUGCAAUUGCACAAUUCCGCUUCCUCACUGAUUUACUUCUCGUACAUGGUCGAUGGUCAUACAUAAGGAUAUGCAAGGUUGUGAUGUACUUCUUUUACAAAAAUCUUACGUUCACAUUAACUCAGUUCUGGUUCACCUUCCACACCGGGUUUUCUGGACAGAGAUUUUAUGAUGAUUGGAACCAGUCUUUGUAUAAUGUUAUUUUCUCAGCCAUGCCAGUAGUUAUAGUUGGCUUGUUUGACAAGGAUGUGAGUGCAACUCUUUCUAAGAAGUACCCAGGUCUAUACAAAGAAGGAAUAAGGAAUACUUUCUUCAAAUGGAGAAUUGUGGGAGUUUGGGGUUUCUUUUCUGUUUACCAGUCACUAGUUCUAUUUCACUUUAUUACUGCUUCCAGUCAGAGUGCUAUGAAUUCGUCUGGAAAAAUGUUUGGUCUUUGGGAUGUCAGCUCAAUGGCCUUUACGUGCAUUGUGAUAACUGUCAACUUGCGUCUUCUUUUAGCAUGUAAUUUGAUCACAAGGUGGCAUCGAGUAAGUGUGGGAGGAAGUAUUUUAGCAUGGUUCGUAUUCAUCUUUAUAUAUUCUGGAAUUAUGACCCCACACGAUAGACAAGAAAACGUGUACUUUGUAAUCUAUAUACUAAUGAGUACUGUGUAUUUCUAUCUCUCGGUUCUUCUUGUUCCCAUUGUGGCACUUCUCGGUGACUUCACCUACCAAGGGAUUCGAAGAUGGUUCUUCCCUUAUGACUACGAGAUUAUUCAGGAAAUCCAUAGAGAUGACCCAGAAGAUAACAGUAGGCCACAGUUGCUGGAGGUCGCUAGCCAGCCAUCACCAGCUGAGGAAAAGAGAUACGCGGUUGCUAUGCUUCCAAAAGAAAGGUCGAGACACACUGGGUUUGCUUUUGACUCACCAGGUUACGAAUCAUUUUUCGCUUCCCAGUUUGGAGUUUAUGCCCCGCAGAAAGCAUGGGAUGUUGCCAGAAGAGCUAGUAUGAUGAAGUCAAAACCAAGGGCACAUAAAAAGAAGUGAAACUUGAUGCAAAUGUUGUGUUUGCAUCUGAUACCUAUUUUGUAAAAUUAGUUGUACCAUAUCCUAGUUUUGUUUUUCUUUUUUCAUUCAUUUUUUUCUCAUCCUCAUUCUUUCUCCCUUCCCUUAUUACUGAAAAAUAGUCCCUUCAUUCGUGCUCAAGAAGGAUUUUCUGGCCAGUUGUUCAAGAAUGUAGUCAGAAAACAAAUACUCAGAUUAAGCUAGUGAAAUGUGACCGUGGGCUGUGUAUGAUAUGAAUAUACUAUUUUGUUUUUGUUA
Molecule: messenger RNA, 4303 nt
Organism: Papaver somniferum (opium poppy)
Lineage: Eukaryota; Viridiplantae; Streptophyta; Magnoliopsida; Ranunculales; Papaveraceae
Product: phospholipid-transporting ATPase 3-like
Exons: 27
Coding region: 242-4027 (1261 amino acids)
Biological process (GO): phospholipid translocation
Cellular component (GO): plasma membrane
Molecular function (GO): magnesium ion binding; ATP binding; ATPase-coupled intramembrane lipid carrier activity
Source: RefSeq, a predicted model, not a curated record